UGGGAGUGUGACUGCAGCGGCCCCGGGGAGCAGGAUGGCGCCGCUCAGGGAACGGCUGUCCCGGCUCCUCGGCCCCCGCGGGGCGGUGAGCAGCGGGGAGAGCAGCCGGCUGCUGCCCCAGGCAUCCAGGCUGGCGGAGCUGCCCUACCCCUCUGAUGAUGACGAUGACGAAGGCUUGCUGGUGGACGACACGCACCUUCCUGCGGCCGAGCAGCACCCCGAGGAGUGGUGCCCCGUGCCCCACAAGCUGGGCGCCUUCAGCCACUGCGUGCGGUACCUGGCCUUCCUCUGGAACCUCCUCUUCCUCCUGCUGGGCCUGCUGGCCCUAGGAGUUGGGGUGUGGGGGCUGCUGGCCAAGGGCUCGCUGCAGGACGAGCGCCUGGCCCUGCUGGGCUCCGACCCCAUGCUGCUCUUCGUGCUGGUGGGGCUGGGGGCCAGCGCCGUGUCCCUGGCCGGCUGCCUGGGGGCCCUCCGCUCCAGCGCCUGCCUCCUGCGCUUCUUCGUGGGGGCCGUGCUGGCCUUCGUGGGGCUGGAGGUGCUGGGGGGGCUGCUGCUGUUCGCGGCGCGGCGCCGGCUGCGCGACGCCCUGCGUGCCGCCCUGCUGCUCUGCCUGCUGCGCUACCAGCAGGAGCCCGACCUGCGGCUCCUGGUGGACGAGGUGCAGCGCGCCCUGAGCUGCUGCGGGCUCGGCUCCUACCGAGACUGGGAGAGCAACCCGUACUUCAACUGCAGCGCCCCGGGGGUGCAAGCCUGCAGCGUGCCUGCCUCCUGCUGCCUGGACCCGCUGCAGAACGGCUCCAUCACCAAUGACCAGUGCGCCCUGGGGGUCCUGCGCCUCGGGGACAUGGAGGCGGCCGGUGUUGUGCACCUGGGGGGCUGCGUGGUGCAGCUCGGAGCCUGGCUCCGCGGCCAGGCCGGCAGCAUCGCGACCGGCGCGGCCGUGCUGGUGCUGCUGGAGGCUGCUGGGCUGCUCAUGGCGCUGAAGGUGCUCGCGGACAUCGCGCCCGGUGGGGUGUGGGGCUGAGGGGGGGCUGGCUGCCACCGCG
Cygnus atratus (black swan) is the source of this 1046-nucleotide messenger RNA. RefSeq names its product tetraspanin 10 (gene TSPAN10). The transcript is spliced from 3 exons. The record is from RefSeq and is a predicted model, not a curated record. Gene Ontology annotation, cellular component: membrane. Lineage: Eukaryota; Metazoa; Chordata; Aves; Anseriformes; Anatidae. Bases 35 to 1024 code for a protein of 329 amino acids.